Messenger RNA from Tuber melanosporum (Perigord truffle), 1886 nucleotides. RefSeq lists its product as uncharacterized. The transcript has 2 exons. The coding region runs from base 745 to 1050 and encodes 101 amino acids. The record is from RefSeq and is a predicted model, not a curated record. Lineage: Eukaryota; Fungi; Ascomycota; Pezizomycetes; Pezizales; Tuberaceae.
ACACCAUGCGCCAAACCGUGCCUACCGCUAGGCAAGGCCCAUCCUGAGUCCUACAUACUCAAGUACCGGUACUAUAUCGUACCUAUGAUCUCUUCAUCCGGUCCAAAAUCCAAUCCCUCUCUAUGGCCCCACGGUACUGGUCCGUUAAUCAUACUGUACCGGUAGUACUCGAGUAAUUGAUCCACAGGAUUGGUUGCCCGGCAACCCGUUUCUAUCGUCAUUCCAGCUCAUCCGCUGCUAGUAACCGUGCCAAGGUUGCGAAAGCCCAGACUGUGAUGGCUCAGCCUCAUCCAGCAGGCAGAUCCAUCCGUCGUUCUCCCGAGCUGUUCGUCAGUUUUUCGGCUCAUCUGACAACCGAGCCCCUCACUACAAGUAUUCGAUGGCCACUUGCUUGUCUGCACUUCGCUUCCCUUCCUUCCAACGAUCCAGACAAACCAAGCUCUCAUCCGCCGUACUCGAGUGCUUGAGCACAAUCGUGCACCUCUGCUACAAGAAAAAGAAAAAAGAAAAAAAAAAAACCGGGAAACCUAUCGCAUGGAAAGGCAUCUUACCUUCCGCGAUUGGAUAAGUUAACUAAUAGGGUGUGGGUGUUUUGCACCAAGAAGGGUUUGGCGCAGAAUACAACUGAGUUUGCCAACUCAUCAGUGCAUACCGAUAACAUGCACUCACUGCACUAGAAAAGGGUUUAUUCAUUUCAAAGAAAGAGAGCGAGAGCGAGAGAAAGAGGUAAGAAAGAGCACUGGGAUGCUUUUUUCUUUUCUCUUUCGUCCCUCAUGCACGUCGUCAGGAAACCUACUACUCGUAUUUGACUUGGCAUGCGUUACAUUACGGCGGGGCGGGGCUUUCCACUCAUCUCUCCCCUUGAUGAAAGUUGCUAGUUUUGGGGUCUUUUUUGUUUUGAAACCUCUCGUGGGGGGUUUCGCUUCCAUUCCAUUUCAUGUUCUAAAACUAUCCCUUGUACGUUUGCUAUCGGUAUUGUUGACUUCAAUAUCAAUUUAUUAUCCUGAUAGUUACUAUGAUAGAUACGGUUGUUCUACCGGUACUGUAUGAUACCGGACACUGUGGCAACUGGCUUGCGUUGUCGCCCUCGUCAAGCCUUGCGGACCAUUCUUGUGCGAAAUACGUCUACUUUUGGCGAAAGCCUACCAUACAUGCCGCCUGCGCAUCACUGAGAUCACUGCAAGCAUCGAUAUCCUGUUGCUCCCUUGCGACAAGAUAGCGCGCUUGUUCAAUCAAGCUGGGCUGUUUCCAGUCCCCCGGUCCUCUGAGAUCCAAUGGACGGAUAUUGAUCACAAUUUUUCCACCCCCACUAUGAGGAUGGCUACAGAUAUCAAUCAACACCAAUUGACAAAACACAAUUGGUGAAAACCCAUUCUGCCCUGCUUAAUGCUUUAAACGCUGCGUUGUUUCAUGUAUAUCUUUUCCCUUCACCAUUUUUAUCAGUGGGUCUUUUUUUUCUUCUUUUCUUCUUUCAAUUCUUCCCCUUCCUUUUCUCCUCUGGGCACUGAUACGACACUGACACGGGGAAUCACAAUCAUCCACCACCCACGGCUGCUUGCGAGUUUUCCAAGAAACGGAAAACACAUUUGCACCCGGUCCUCAUUCUCACUACCUCGAGCAGAUUCCAGGAAUCCUACCUUCUGUACAUUCAUACCGAGGCACUGUACACACUUUCCGCCGUUCUGAGAUCCAGGACCCUUCGGCAUGGUACUUGUUUGCGUGCGAUUGAUCCCAUCCUUCCAACGCCGACAAAUAUAACAGACAGGACAUGGACAAGUACUCAGUAAUUAAUUAACAAUCGCAAAAGUCUCUAUCGAUGCCUCGAUGCACCGAAACCAUGUGCCAAUUCGCCGACUUUGGUUAACCAAGCCUUCCUCCACCCACCC